CCCAAAGAGCAGGAAAGACCUUCAUCCUGCUGCAUCCUCUGAAAUCUGGUUUUUCCUUCUAUAAGUUGACCUCCUUCCAAGUUUUGCUUCAGACCUGAGAUCCAUGCAUGGGUGAUUAUUGGUAAAGGGUUCGGCCAAACGUUAGCGCUGCUUCUUCUUCUCCCGCUGAGCUAACAGCACCAGUGUCGACACUCAGAAGUUUCAGCACAACUCCUUCACUUCCUCAUCGAUCGGGUCUUCCCUCGAUCCGGCUCGUGAGUGGGAUCCACGGCCUCCUCUGCCUGAAGGCGAGCAGGAACCGGCUGCGCCGCCGCGCUGCAGAGCAGCGGUUGAGAGUGAGGAAGCUGUGUGGUCGGCGUGUUGCUUCAGAAGUCAUCAGAGACACUUCCUCACAUGUUCAAACCCGGCAGAGCAGACGCCACGGAGCGCAGUGACCCGGCGGCCGUCCCACGGGGGUAAAGCCUCCGCUGGAAUGUAGAUUCUGAAGAAGCGUUCCACCCCUCAUUCCAGAUGCCCCGCUCCUUCUUGGUGAAGCGAGGAGGUCUGCACCUCCUCCGGCAUGCAGCAGGGAGCCCCGCCUCCUCCCAAACUGAACGCAGCCAAUUAGAAGAGAAGUCCUGGGGAGGAUCCCUGAGGUGCUCCACAGAUGAAAAGUCCAUCAGAGCGCCUCCCGCAUCCAGCAUCUCUGAAGGAGACGCUCUCCUCCAGACGCUCCCGCACAAAGAGUCUGAAAGUGCUGAGUCAUGCAACCCUCUGUGGUCGAGCCGAGACAAAGCAGAGGACGCCGGCGUGGAGGUGGGACUCUUCACCCAGACGUUUGUGAGGGAAACCAGAAGCAGCAGCUGCUCCAAGAGCGGCGGGCCGGGGCCGGAGUGUCCGCUCUGCAGCAAAGUAGGGCAGCUGUUGGAGAGCACAUCCACUAUAUUUUCCUGUUUGUCCGGUUUAAAAACGUGCGUUUGUAAAAGUCCUGGAAGCAGAUUUCACCUGUCAGCCGCACAACUCAAAUCCAGCAGGACGGACGAUAAGCGGCCGCCGUGCCGGAGUAAGGAACGGACGUUCAGCUGCACGGUUUGCGGGAAAGCCUUCAAGCGCUCCUCCACCCUCUCCACCCAUCUGCUCAUUCACUCGGACACGCGGCCGUACCCCUGCCAGUUCUGCGGCAAGAGGUUUCACCAGAAAUCCGACAUGAAGAAGCACACCUUCAUCCACACAGGGGAGAAGCCUCACGUUUGUCGGACAUGUGGAAAAGCGUUCAGCCAGAGUUCUAACCUCAUCACCCACAGCCGCAAACACCGAGAGGUCCGGCCCUACAGCGGCGCCUGCUAGCCCUCACCACCAGGUGGAGCUUCAGCAGAACCAGAACCGCUACUGGGCCUCUUCAGAGACCUGGUGCUGAACUCCUGACCGUUCUUCACAGCUGUGGAAAACCAUUUUCUCACUUAGAGACAGUACAGCCUUCAAAGAGCGGUUCUUACUUUUUCUCUUCAUAGUCUGAAGGUCCACCUUCACCACCAUGUUUUUUCUCAUGAUGGAGCACACAUAUAUAUAUAUAAAAAAUAAAAC
Molecule: messenger RNA, 1563 nt
Organism: Oryzias melastigma (Indian medaka)
Lineage: Eukaryota; Metazoa; Chordata; Actinopteri; Beloniformes; Adrianichthyidae
Product: zinc finger protein Gfi-1
Exons: 6
Coding region: 511-1326 (271 amino acids)
Biological process (GO): regulation of transcription by RNA polymerase II
Molecular function (GO): DNA-binding transcription factor activity, RNA polymerase II-specific; RNA polymerase II cis-regulatory region sequence-specific DNA binding
Source: RefSeq, a predicted model, not a curated record